Thalassophryne amazonica is the source of this 1435-nucleotide messenger RNA. Its product is annotated as cyclin N-terminal domain-containing protein 2-like. Gene Ontology annotation, biological process: mitotic cell cycle phase transition; regulation of cyclin-dependent protein serine/threonine kinase activity. Gene Ontology annotation, molecular function: cyclin-dependent protein serine/threonine kinase regulator activity. Gene Ontology annotation, cellular component: nucleus; cyclin-dependent protein kinase holoenzyme complex; centrosome. The transcript has 8 exons. The record is from RefSeq and is a predicted model, not a curated record. Bases 1 to 1086 code for a protein of 361 amino acids. NCBI's taxonomy places the organism in Eukaryota, Metazoa, Chordata, Actinopteri, Batrachoidiformes, Batrachoididae.
AUGGCCAGGACUGGGCUCUGCGACUCCAAGCCUCUGCUGGACUUAUACGCCACGGACAGAUUAUCUACACAGAGUGGCUGCAUUGGCACAGGCCUCCAUGAAGAUGGUCAAACGCAAUCGACUACCUGCAUAAUCAACACCAAAGACAGCUGUGUGGAGGAGCCUGUACUACUUUACCAUCAUGGUUUUCAAGACCUUCAUAGCCUGCAGCCACUGCUCCCCAGUUUACUGCGUCAUGAAGUGGAGCUAGCACUGGAGAAACUGGGCUUAAUAUGGGAUCGGACAUAUGCUUGGGACAUCUUCAUGGAUAUGAUGAGAACUCAGCUGAGCAGCACUUUUCCCAGCGCUGAUCUGCCUCAUCCUUUCACCGAUGCCACUCAUGCUGUUCUGGUGGACUGGCUCAUUCGGGUUCAUGAGAUCCUGCAUUUCCAGGAAGAAACUCUGUAUUUAGCGACACACUUGCUCAAUCGCUCUCUACGUCUGAUCAAAGUGUCCACAGCCAAUCUGCAGCUACUCGGCAUGGUUUGUCUCUUUCUUGCUGCAAAGAAGGAAGAGUGUCUCCUCCCUGAGGUGUCUGGACUCUGUUACUUAAUGGACAACACCUACAGUAAACGUCAGUUGCUUCGGAUGGAACGCAAAGUCUUCUGUGGACUCAAGUUUGACUUGUCUUACUGUCCUCCUCUGCACUUCCUCCUCCUGUCUGCCUCCAUUGCUCGCUGUGGGGCUAAGGUAGUGUGGAUGGCUCGCUAUCUGCUGGAACUGUCACUCAUGGGCGGACAGUGCGUGGUGUUCCUGCCCGUGCAGCUGGCUGGGGCGGCCCUCUGCUUGGCCCGUCAAGUCCUGCAGGAGACCAUGACGCCAGAGGGGGAGGCUGCUUGGUGUCGGGCUGCUAGCAUCCAUGUUGGAAGUGAAGCUGCCCUGCUGAGGAUCAUGCACAUUAUGGCAAGCGCUGCAGCUAGAGCUCACACCAGAGAGACCUGUGCUACUUUUGUUAAGUUCUCGUCACCAAAGACCAUGCAUGUCAGCAGACACCCUGGUCUGAAGACUGCCUCUGGUCUGCUAGGUUUAUGCACAUCACUUACCUGACACACAGUAAAUAUGCUAAUAUUUUGUUUUAAAGGUAGUAAUACUAAAUCUGUAUCACAUCAGCACUUUAGUGUAAUAAACCCCCAGCCAAAGGAUUUUGGCUACUGAUUCUGAGGAAUUACCAUGAAAAUGAGUGUGAAAGAUUUGAUGCCAAAAGCUGUUCGACAAAGAAUUGCAUGUGCUUUGUGUGCAUGUGGUAUCACCAACUUAGUGGUACCCAUUUUAUGAUCUUAUCUCGCAGCUGACUUAGAAAAUAUUUGAAAUGUCAUGUAUUUGUUGUUUGUGGAGACGAUGUCAGCUUUCAUAGUUAUUUGAGAAAUUUUAAUGUAAAAAAUAAAGUGUCUGCUGC